GUCAGCGGCACAGCACAUUUGCCGGAUUGUGCCGGAGUUGCAGCAAGACACCUUCAUGUGGAUCCUGUUGCAUGGUCUGGGCAGAUUGUGCUGCAACUGUCCAUCUUUCCUCUUGUGCGGGUGCUCAAGACACCCUUGGGGAACGCGCUCCUGGUGGGCGUCGGUGGCAGUGGCCGCAAGAGUUUAGCCACCUUGGGAACCUUCGUGGCCGAGUUCCAAACUCAGACGGCACAGCUGGUGACAGCUUGGGCCACAGGUGGCACAGUUGGCACAGGUGCGUUUGAAGCUUUUAGAGAGAUGUACGACCACUUCUCCAUCGAGAUCACCAAGAAGUACAGCGUGGAUGAUUGGCAUGAAGAUGCCCGGAAUGCCAAGCUGAGCUCGAUAGGCGGCACGCAAGAGGCACCUGUGCAGGAGUCCUUCCUAGAAGAUACCUCCAGCUUGCUGAACAAUGGUGAAGUCCCAAACCUCUUCAAUGCUGAAGACAAGACAGCCAUUAUGGAGGGCUGUGGUGCUGCAGCCCAAGCAGCUGGCUGCAAUGGUCCAGCAGAGACCUUGGCGUUCUUCACCGAGCAAUGUCGCAAGAAUCUUCAUUUGAUUCUGGCACUGUCCCCCAUUGGGGAGGCCUUCAGGCGUCGUGUUCGCAUGUUUCCAGCCAUUGUGAACUGCUGCACCAUCGACUGGUUCAUGGAGUGGCCACAAGAAGCCUUGAGGAGCGUCGCGACGCACUUCCUGCAGAAGGUCGACCUGUCUGAAGAUGUGUUCUCUGGAGUGGUGGAGAUCUGCGUGCAAAUGCAAGAGUCCGUCUUCGGGUUGACCGAUCGCUUCCGCAGAGAGGUUCAACGCCACUACUAUGUCACUCCCACCUCCUAUUUGGAGCUCAUCAACUCCUUCAAGGACGUCUUGGCUUCGAAGCGGGACGAGGUGUCUUCGGCCAAGCGGCGCUACGACGACGGGCUGGAGAAGGUGAUCUCCACGGAGGAACAGGUCAAAACCAUGUCCAUUCAACUUGAAGAGUUGCGGCCUGUCUUGAAGCAGACUUCUGCGGAGACGGCUGAGUUGAUGACGGUCAUAGAGCACAAACAGGAGGAGGCCUCAGCGACGCAAGCCAUGGUGGCCAAGGAGGAGGAAGCCGCCUCGCAGCAGGCGACCCGGGAUCGCGAGUUCUCGGACCAAACCCACGAAGUUCGAUGGGACGCAGAGGCAGCUCGCACCAUGAAAGAGGAGUGCCAGGCGGAUUUGGACAAGGCAUUGCCAGCUCUAAAUGCCGCCCUGGAUGCAUUGAAGAGCUUGAAGAAGAGUGACCCGCCUGAAGUGAAGAAUAUGAAGUCCCCUCCUGAAGGAGUCAUUACAGUCUCCAAGGCCCUCUGUUGGAUGUUUGAUGUGAAACCAAAGAAAGUCACCGCAGAGGAUGGCAGGACCAAGAUCGAUGACUAUUGGGAGCCAUCCAAGAAGAGCUUGUGGGGUGACUCAAAGAUGCUGGAUCGCUUACUGGGCUAUGACAAAGACCACAUCCCGGUGGAAGUGAUCGAGAAGCUAAAGCCAUUGGAGGAAGAUCCUGAGUUUGAUCCGGAGGUGAUUCGAAAGGCAUCCACUGCAGCGAUGGGAAUCUGCAAGUGGGUGAGGGCCAUGAUCGUCUACGACGGUGUGGCAAAAGUCGUUGGCCCGAAGAAGGAGGCUCUAGCGGGGGCUGAGCAGGAGCUGGCCAAGGCACCGGCUGCAGUCACUUGCCACACGCAAAAGAGGCAGAUUGACAAUGUCGCACAGCUCCUGGCUGACUUUGAGUCUGCAAGGAAAAAGAAGGAUGACUUGGCAGUGCAGGCCAGCUUGCCCAGGGUGGAUGACUGCAGCAAGCGACUGGUGCGGGCGGAGAAGCUCAUCAGUGGCCUGGGAGGGGGUGCUGUUUGGGGGUGCUGCAGCGCAAUGCAACAUGAAGGAAGCAAUGACUUAGCUUCCGCUGUGCGGAAUGCUGCCAGUGAAAUGUCCGCCUACAGCUCCUCACGCCCAUCUCGUUCCUCGAGUGAAGCCUGCCUCUCAAAACGACACAAACGCCGCUCCCGACGGCAAGUGCAAGAAGAGGGCUUUACACUCGAGCAGCAACAAAAGGCAGUGCAAGACGCCGCCUUUGAACGCUACAUCGAGUCACUCCGGAAAGAUGCCCGAAAAGCUGUGACCGAGGCUAGGGUCUGGCAGGAGACAGUGAAAGGUGGCAUGGAUGAAGAACAGACUGAGAGGCAACACAAGCGGAAUUUGUGUCAGAAGAAUCAAGCCCAGCUUCUUUCACAGAUCGAAAACAACAAGGCCAGACGAGCAGAAUCUCGAAGAGAAUUCAUCGAGGCUGCAUCGUCACACUCGUUCCCUUUGUUCACCGAAACCUUCAUCUCACUUCCAGAAGUGGAAGAGUAUGAGAGGAAGCGCAAGGAGCAUUGGAGGAAGGAGCUUGACAAUCAGAUGGCCACCAAUCAGAUUCUUCACAACUUGGAGCUCAAGAAGCACCAUGACAUGGCCAUUGCCUCCUACAAAGAGAACGUGGAAAGAACCACCAAGGCACGUAGAGAUGAGAGAGACCGCUUAGCUUACCAGGGUAGAGAGCUCGUGGCUUCAUGGGAGAGAGAUAUCCGACUCAAAGACCUGAAGCGUGCCAUGGAAGUUGGCAAAGAUGUGGUGAAGGAGAUUGAUAGCCCAAGUCUGAACGUGCGCAAGGUGCUCAUUGGUUCCGGGAUCAUCGCCUACCUGGGCACCUUCACCGGUCGCUAUCGCGUGGACACCGUACGGAGCUGGGCCCGGGCGGCCCAGCGAGCGCGGGGUUCGCAUGCUGAGGUUCAGCUGAUGAAGGACAAUCAAUUGCCUUCAGCACAGGAGUUCUCCUUGCGCUCGGUCCUGGGAGACGAGGCGAGAGCCGAGAACGGCUAA
Molecule: messenger RNA, 2913 nt
Organism: Durusdinium trenchii
Lineage: Eukaryota; Dinophyceae; Suessiales; Symbiodiniaceae
Source: the annotation of a GenBank genome assembly